Molecule: messenger RNA, 1764 nt
Organism: Lathyrus sativus (Indian pea)
Lineage: Eukaryota; Viridiplantae; Streptophyta; Magnoliopsida; Fabales; Fabaceae
Source: the annotation of a GenBank genome assembly
AUGAGUGAAUUUAAAGAGAAGUUAGUAACCCUAUACAAGAGUAGAUGGUUUGUUUUUGUUGGAGCAAUGUGGUUACAGUCGUGGGCGGGUAUUGGGUACUUGUUUGGAAGUAUUUCGCCGGUGAUUAAGAGUUCGCUGGGUUAUAAUCAAAAGCAACUUGCUAUAUUGGGGGUUGCUAAAGACCUGGGUGAUUGUGUGGGGUUUUUGACGGGGAUUUUGUGUGAGGUUUUGCCUAUUUGGGGGGCGUUGCUCGUGGGGGCUUGUUUGAAUCUCGUUGGGUAUGGAUGGGUUUGGUUGAUUGUUACUGGACAAGUUCCUACUCUUCCUUUAUGGGCUAUCUGUAUUCUUAUAUUUAUUGGAACAAACGGUGAAACCUACUUCAACACAGUUUCAUUGGUGUCUUGUGUGCAAAAUUUCCCGAAAAGCCGAGGUCCUGUUGUCGGUAUUCUAAAAGGCUUUGCUGGUUUGAGUGGUGCAAUAUUGACACAGAUAUACGUACUUAUACAUUCCCCUGAUCAUGCAUCAUUAAUAUUUAUGGUUGCUAUUGGUCCAUCCUUGGUAGCAAUUGGUCUUAUGUUCAUUGUUAGACCGGUCGGAGGUCACAAACAGGUGCGUCCAUCGGACGGAAAAUCGUUCACACUUGUCUACGGUGUAUGCCUCUUGUUGGCUGCAUAUAUGAUGGGAGUUAUGAUUGUUCAAGAUUUAGUUGAUCUGAGUGAAACCGUUGUCACAAUUUUUACUGGUAUCCUCUUUGUGAUUCUCCUCGCCCCAAUUGUAAUUCCUCUGUCGUUAACUUUCGGACCAGUUGAAAAACCUCUAGAGGAAGAAGCACUUCUAGAACCACAAGGACAUUCACAACUUGAUUCGGAUGAAGUAAUAUUAAGUGAGUUGGAAGAUGAGAAGCCUAAGGAUAUGGACUUGCUCCCUGCAUUGGAAAGGCAGAAACGUAUAGCGCAAUUACAAUCGAGAUUACUACAAGCAGCUGCAGAAGGAGCUGUUAGGGUUAAGAGAAGGAGAGGACCACAUAGAGGAGAAGAUUUUACGUUGAUGCAAGCUUUGAUUAAAGCAGAUUUUUGGCUUCUUUUUAUUUCCAUGGUCUUAGGUUCUGGAUCUGGUUUGACCGUAAUUGAUAAUCUCGGUCAGAUGAGUCAAUCUCUAGGUUAUGACAAUGCACAUAUAUUUGUCUCCAUGAUCAGCAUUUGGAACUUUCUUGGACGCGUUGGAGGCGGCUACAUAUCUGAGAUUGUUGUCAAGGAUCAUACAUAUCCAAGACCAGCUGCAUUGGCUGCAUUUCAACUAGUUAUGACUAUCGGUCAUCUUUUCAUCGGCAUGGGAUGGCCAGGUUCAAUGUACGUCGGCACUUUACUAGUUGGACUUGGUUAUGGCGCACAUUGGGCAAUUGUUCCAGCUACAGCAUCUGAAUUAUUUGGUUUGAGAAACUUUGGUGCAUUAUACAAUUUCCUCACACUAGCAAACCCGGUUGGAACUCUUGUCUUCUCUAGUCUCAUUGCUAGCAGAAUCUAUGACCGCGAAGCAGAAAAACAAGCUCAUGGUGGACACUUGAAUUUAGGAUCGAUUGUCUCUCGGGCUCUUAAUAGUGGCGAGCAGCUAAAGUGUGAAGGUUACAUAUGCUUCUUCCUGACUUCAUCUAUCAUGGCAGGAUUUUGCAUUGUUGCGACUGCCUUAAGCAUGUUUCUCGUGUUCCGAACAAGGAUUGUUUAUGCAAGCUUGUAUGGAAAAUCUUCUAUGAGAAACCUUCUAUAA